Messenger RNA from Calliphora vicina (urban bluebottle blowfly), 2081 nucleotides. Its product is annotated as caspase Dronc-like. The record is from RefSeq and is a predicted model, not a curated record. Gene Ontology annotation, molecular function: cysteine-type endopeptidase activity. Bases 504 to 1820 code for a protein of 438 amino acids. Lineage: Eukaryota; Metazoa; Arthropoda; Insecta; Diptera; Calliphoridae. Gene Ontology annotation, biological process: proteolysis. The transcript is spliced from 2 exons.
UUGCAAGCUAUUAAACGAACAAGUGCACUUUUAAUUAAACGAAACCUUUUGUUUCAAAAGAAAUUUUAACAAAAUUGAACAUAAAUAUUUUAUAGUUAAACAAUUACGACAAAAAAUAAAUUGAUUUGUUUAUUAGAUAAAAUUAUCGGGAUAUUAAAAUAAUAACUUGCUUUUGAGAAAAUAAGGAUUAAAAACUAAACAAAGACUGCUGCAUAGAGUGAAGAAAGAUAACGAAAAGUCGAACAAAGGAACUGUUCUGGAAUAGUUAAAAUAUUAUAAUUAUAUUAUAGUAAAAAGAGAGACAACUUGUGUGUGUAGGAAAGAGAGAAACCAUUGCUAUUUUUAGAGGAGAAUCUUAAUAACUUCCUAAACAUUACAAAUCACUGCCUCCAAAUAUACUGCCGAAAUCAUUGUCAUUGACAUCCAAAUAAACUUCAGAUUUCCCCAAAAGGCAACAACUACUACGUCACUAAAACAACUGUAUAAGAUCAAUAAAACUCACAAUGGAUGCUACUCAACGUAAAAUUAUUUCAGAUAACAUUGAUAAAUUGAUUAUUGUAACAGACUUCAAAACAUUGUGUGAUGCUUGUUAUCAAUAUAAUUUAUUGAGUAAUGUCAUGAUACAGAACAUCCACCAUUCCGAACCAGAAAAGCAGACAGCAGGGCCUUGUGAUGACGAUACGAUUAAAAGGGAACGUCACAAAAGAUUGUUUAUGAAGAUAACUCAAAGAGGUCCAGAAGCUUUUGAUAAAUUGAAACAAGUUUUUAUCGAUUUGAAUUAUAAGGAUGCUUUAAAAUUAUUGUACGACGACGAUGAUCGUACGAUUUCAAUAAGUACAAGUAAAAAAAUGGGUACAGCAAUCACCGCAAAUAGUGAAUUUAUUCAAGAGAAUGUUGAAAACAAUAACAUCGAUGAUAGAGAUGGUACCACAAGUAGACAGUUUUCUCGCUCACUUUCGGAUAAUAUUACUCUACACCAAUAUAAGGAUACAAUUCAACCAAAGAAAAAUGUAUGCGUUCGCAAUGCAUCACGCAUUUUCAAACAUCCCAGUAUUGAAACUUAUCCCAUGGAGAGUAAAAAUAACCGGGGCGUUUUCUUCAUGGUUAAUAUUGUAGAUUUUCCAGCCGACAAGUCGCGUUUAGGAGCGGACGAAGAUACCCAUUCACUACUGUCGCUGUUUAAGCAAUUGAAUUUUAAAUUGUACGCCUACAAAAAUCUGUCGCAAAAGAAAUUCUUUGAACUACUCGAUGAGCUAUUGAGCUUGCAGGAAAUAAAAGACACCGAAUGUUUUGUCAUGGCAUUAAUGACACACGGCCAGCUUCUUAACGGCGCACAAUGGAUAACAUUCAACGAUGGCUCAGUGGUGAAGAUGGAAGAAAUUGAAAAACGUUUCUACCAUGAAAACUGUGCACAGUUAGUGGGUAAACCGAAAAUUUUCAUUUAUCCCUAUUGUCGUGGGGAAAUAUCGGAUAAGGGUGUUACCGUUAAAACACAAACCGAAAGCGUUGGCACUGGUACAGGCACUAGUCAACGUUCUAUAAAUAAUAUUGCUCAACUAUCGGAUGUUAUCAAAUGCCAUGCCACGACAGCAGGUUUUGUGGCUCAUCGUGAUGUUGAUGAUGGCUCCUGGUACAUUCAGAGUUUUGUUGAUACUAUGGCGGCACACGCUCACAAUACAUCCUUCGAAGAAAUGCUGAAAAUAAUUCAAGCCGAUAUAGCCAAAUUGCGCACAAAUAGCAAUGAAUUGCAAACGGCCAGUUAUGUCAAUAUAGGCUUUAAUAAAAUCCUUUAUUUUAAUCCCGGCAUUUCUGUAAAUUAAUUUAUGUAUGUAUGUUCUUCCACUGAUCAGUGCUGCCAAAAGUUUAUAUUGCUUAACAUUAUUAUUAUACAAACAAUUCCAAGUAAAUUUACUUAUAUUUUAUUGUAGUUACUUAAAUUAAGAUAAAGUAUUUUUAUUACAAAAUGUACCGAUUAUAUUUGCAAUAUGUAAUAGUAUUACUUUCAUAGUUAAUUUGUAAUACAUAAAUUAAGAAAAUUUAUAUAUAAAAUAUAUAUAUAUUUACAAUUUUAUUUUUAAAAA